Molecule: messenger RNA, 1206 nt
Organism: Ylistrum balloti
Lineage: Eukaryota; Metazoa; Mollusca; Bivalvia; Pectinida; Pectinidae
Product: RYamide receptor-like
Exons: 2
Coding region: 1-1206 (401 amino acids)
Biological process (GO): G protein-coupled receptor signaling pathway
Cellular component (GO): neuron projection; plasma membrane
Molecular function (GO): neuropeptide binding; neuropeptide Y receptor activity
Source: RefSeq, a predicted model, not a curated record
AUGGAUACAGAAACCGGAAUAGAGACCCCCACAGAACAGGGUUAUUAUGUGACGAUCAAUCCCCCUCUUUUAAACGCCAGUGAUUCAACGGAUGGAGGUAGUACUAUUGGUCAUACUCCAUUAAAAGUUCCGAUCUAUCUCCAGGCUAUCCUCAUCACCAUGUAUUCGGCAAUUAUAAUUCUAUCGGUGGGAGGAAACUUAACUGUGUGUUUUAUAGUGUUUCGGGCAAGGCGCAUGCGCACUGUGAUGAAUUUUUUUAUUGUAAGUCUUGCUAUGAGUGAUCUGUUGAUGGCCAUUUUGUGCAUCCCCUUUACGUUUGUUGCCAAUCUCGUUUUGAAUUAUUGGCCUUUUGGUGACCUGUUGUGUCCCAUUGUCACAUUCCUCCAAUCCGUGACAGUUUUCCUCAGCUCUUUUACUCUUGUCGCUAUAAGUAUGGAUCGCUAUAUCGCUAUCAUUUACCCACUUCGACAAAAAAUGUCCAAAAAACAAGCGUUUAUCGUAAUCGCUUUGAUUUGGUGUGUAGCUUUCCUAAUACCCAUACCAACAGCCCUGUUUUCUUGGACACACAAAUAUGUCAAUGUAUCAACAGCCCCGAAAUUCUGUCAAGAAAUGUUUGCGAAUCCCGAAGAUAAACGUUUGUACGGAACAAUGAUCAUGUUACUUCAGUACUUCAUACCCCUGCUUAUACUGAUGUUUACGUAUGGCCGGAUCAGUACUGUCAUGUGGAUAGACAGAACGCCAGGGGAGGCCAUGACAACACGUGACCAACGGAUGACCGAAUCCAAGAGGAAGAUCAUAAAGAUGAUGAUUACAGUUGUGAUUAUUUACGCGAUAUGCUGGUUACCUCUUCACGCACUCAACAUCGCUGGCGACGUGGACCCCAGUAUAUAUGACAUCAAGGGCAUGAACUAUAUAUGGAUGACGUCACACUGGCUUGCAAUGAGUAACUGUAUGUAUAAUCCAUUCAUAUAUUGCUGGAUGAAUGCCAAAUUUCGAAACGGAUUUCUGAAAGUGUUAAACUGUUUUACCUGUGGGUUGGUAAGUGUUAAUGACGAAAUAGAAAUGCAGCGAAUGAGACGACAGGACACUUUAACUGUUACUACUUCCGUCUCUGUUAACGGUAGCUUGAGAAGGUUCAAUUCGUCAAAACGGAAAGAGGCAGCGACCUAUAACACAGAUUACACAGCGAUAGUGGAAAAGCGAUGA